Molecule: messenger RNA, 4918 nt
Organism: Phascolarctos cinereus (koala)
Lineage: Eukaryota; Metazoa; Chordata; Mammalia; Diprotodontia; Phascolarctidae
Gene: VSIG10
Product: V-set and immunoglobulin domain containing 10
Cellular component (GO): neuron projection
Source: RefSeq, a predicted model, not a curated record
CCCCGGGCGAGGUUUGUCCGGCUUGGUGCCCGCCUCCCAGGCCGGCCCCCCAGAGCUAAAAGAGGAAGUUGGGAUAAGUAGGGCCCCGAGCAUCUCUGCGGAGGGAGGCAGGUUAGGCCUGGACUGACCACCCGACAGACAACUGACGGAUGGACACACAGAGCAUCCAGCCUGCGGCUCUGCUGCACUGUUUGCGUGUGAGUGAGUGAGCGGGAGGGAGCGCGGGACAGGGCGAGGGUGCUAGCCUCCCAGAGCUGGGUGGGGGCGAGCUUCGAGCCUCCCGGCCCCUGGGAAGUCCGACAGCUCCGCCCCCCAGCCCCAGCAUCUGGGCAGAGCCCCGGAGCGCGGGCGAAACUCUGUGCCAAGAGCGCCCGGAGCGCUGAGCUUCCCGGGACGGGCCGUUUCCGACCAGCCUGCGGUGUGUCCGCCUGCUCCGCUGGGCGCUGCCCUCUGUGCCCCCGCAGCCCUAGACCUGCUGAAGCUGCUGCUACGGCGCCUAAAGAGAUCAGGAUGACAGGGGGCAGGGCGCCCACACCUCUCCUCCUCCUCCUCCUCUUCCUCCUCCUCUUCUGUGAGCUGUUGUUCGCGAGCUCCGUCCCGCCAGAAACCAAACCUGUAUUUGUUGGAGAAGAACUAGACAACGUUACCAUACCUUGUAGCAAUACCUCGGGCCCUGGGGGCCUGGUGAGCUGGUAUAGAAAUGAGCCUGAGGCUACCUUCCUCCUUUCUUCCAACACAACCCUCCCAUCUGAAUCCCGCUACUCCCUGGUGAAUGCCAGUUCCCUGCAUAUCACAGGGCUGGGCCUACAUGAUGAGGGGAACUACACCUGUCGGGAAGUCCUGAACAAGACCCUGGGAGACCACCUGGAACACAGGGUCCAGCUGCUGGUGGCUAGUGGCCCCACCCAGAUGGACAUCAACAUCUCUCCAACUGGAAUCCACCCAAAUGGCUCCCUCUUUGUCGCCAGGGGCUCCCAGGUGACCUUCAACUGCAGCAGCAGCUCCUACCCACCUCCCGUGGUGGAGUGGUCCUUCCAGCAGUCGGGGUCCGGCAGCGAGCCUUUUGGGGUCAGCAAUGAGACCUUCAGCUACUUUGUGCUCCACAACAUGUCGCCCACACUUCAGGGGAAUUACACGUGUUUGGCCACAAACAUGCUCAGCAAGAGAGUUCAGAAAGACACUGAGCUCCUGGUGUAUUAUCCUCCUUGGUCAGCCCCACAGUGCUGGGUGGAGACGGCCGCCAUGGGGUCCAUGCUGCAGCUCAUCUGCCGAUGGUCUGGAGGGUAUCCAGAUCCUGUCUUCCUGUGGACAGAAGAGCCAGGGAGCUUGAUCUUGGGCAAUUCAAGUUUGGGUGUAGAGACACUCAAUCGGUCCCAGUUGUCUGACGGCAAGAAGUUCAAGUGUAUUGGAAAUCAUAUUGUGGGGUCUGGAAUGACGGGAGCCAACUGUGCAGUCCAGAUAAAUGGGCCCACCCUUCAGUCCGAGCCAAUGAAGACCUGCUUCUUGGGAGGCAACGUGACCUUCACCUGCGAGGUAUCUGGAGCCAACCCGAAGGCCAAGAUCUCCUGGCUACGGAAUCUCAGCCAGCCAGAAGUGGAGAUCCUACCCGGCACACGUUACCUGAUAACACACAAGGACUCAGUCUCCACCCUCACCAUCCUCAACUGUUCCCAGGAGGUGGAUGAAGGCUACUACGUCUGCAGGGCAGAGAACCCAGUGCGGGUGAGGGAGGUGGACAUCUGGCUGACUGUGAAAAAGCCUUUGAACAUCGGGGGCAUCAUGGGAGCAGUUGUGAUCUUGCUUCUGUUGGGAAUGGGGACAGUCUCAGGUUUUAUAUUGUAUUACAGUCCAAAUAUUUGCCUGAAAGUAGGAAACAGCCUCAGGGGUCAAGACACAAGUGAUGUCAUGGUCCUGGUCGAUUCACAGGAUGAGGAGGAGGAAGAGGCAGAAGAAGAAACAGAGGAAAGAGAAGAGGAAGACUUGCCGAAAGAGAUAACCAGACAUGGCCACAUACACCGGGUGACUGCCCUGGUGAAUGGGGAUGUGGAGCGCAUGGGGAAUGGUCUCCAGGCCCUCCAAGAUGAUAGUAGGGAAACCCAGAGUGACAUUUUCCAGGAAGAAUGUGACCGACCUGUUUGAUGGAAGUUUGUCUUUUCCUGUAUGUUGCUGGAGCACCCUCGGAGGAUGCUUGGUUGGAGUUUAGCUUUUACCCCAACCUGGGCUCUGAGAUCUCUCGCUUUGGCAAUGGUUUGGGCCCCUCGGCAAAGAUCCCACCUCCCCUUCUGUGCUUUUCUGCCUAAUUAGCUUGAUUUGCUGUCGGCUCCCUCAAGGAUGUUAAAGAGCCGUAGGGACAGGCGAACACUUGGGAGGAAGCCCGAGACGUGGCAUCUGGUUUCCAAAGUACAACUUUCCCUGGGAAUCUUGGCUCCAUCCAGAUGUCCCCACUUCCCUGAGAGCACAAGUGAAAUGUCUUUCCAUAGCCAGAGGAAGAUGGUUGAAGGUUUGCCAGCAGCCCAUGCUGGUGUACAGAGAAGGGUGUUCUGGGAUCCCAGGGCAAGCACCCAAAAUGAUCCAGGCAAUAAUCCCUUUGUCACUAUCCAAGGAAGGUAUAGGUGGGCCGGAUUUUCAGGCAAAUUUCCACUGGCUGAAAAAAAGGGCAGGAUUUGCCAGAAACUAUUGUAUCUGGGGGGGGACCUUUCUCUCCUUCGUGGGAAAUUGGGUCAACUAAAAGUUACAGUCUCUUGGUGAGCAAGACCAUUGCUGGCAAGUUUCCUUUGAAGAAGGAGAUGUGGAUUAUUAGAAUGGAAGAACUGGACCUGAAAGGCCACAACCUGUGUAUCCUUGGGCCUAUCACCUCUCUGAGCCUCAGUUUCUUCAUCUGGAAGAUGAUAGAGUGGAUGACUUCUAAGGUCUGUUCAAGCUCUACGGAUCCUGUGAUCGUUCAUAUCUUUUCCCGGCCCAUAGAUGAGCCAUAAUUCUUUUUGGAGAGGUGGGAGGCUAAUGAGUUCACAAGGAGAUGCUUUUAUUUUAACCAGAAUGCAUAGGGAAAUGCUACACAGGGAACAGGAAAAGUGUAAUUAGGUGAGCUUCUCCUUUUUCUGCUCCUUAGCCAUUGAUAUGAAAGUCAUUGAUACGAAAGUAGAACUCGCAGUUUGCCAGGAAACAAGCAGAAAUCCAGACUGGUUCUCAACUUUCUCACUCAGCUCUGGUGACUGUGAUUGAGUCAUGGCUAUUCUUGAUCUGGUCUUCCCCAUCUCUGAAAUGGGAAUGAGAAAACAUCUUUUCUGCUUGCCCUGAGGGGAUACUAGGAAGCUAGCCCCAUUGGAUAACGAUGAAAUGGAAGGAAAAUGCUAUGUAAUAAUAACAAGUGGGAGAGUCCAGUGAGCCGCCAUUGUUUUUUUCCACAAGGCCAUCAGUGAGUGCAUCCGUCAAGCCUUUUACCUGAUGGUGAUAGAAGAUGUAAGGGCUUGUGUUAGGCACUGCAUUUGUUUUCCAUGUGUACAGAUCUGCUCAAGAUGGCGCUGGGAUGCAGUUUGGGACUGGGAACUUGGAAGGCCUGGGCUUCUCAUCUUGCUUCAGAUAUUCACUUUCUGUGUGAGCAUGGGCAAAUCACUUUACUUCUCUGAGACUCAGUUGCCUUAUCUGGCAAGGCACAAGGGAAAAUCAAAUGCAGGGCCUUCCAUCCCAGGAAUCAUAGUGUUGUAUUUCACCUCUGCACUGGGCAAUUUCCAUUUUGCUCCAUAGCACCCCCACUGUUCGACUACUUCAUGUAGUUUCAGAAUGGGCCUCCAUGACAGGUGUAUUCUACCACCUCCAGGAGGCGGAUCAUAGUCUCGCCUACUUUGAGUCUCUCAGGGCCCGUUUGGUGAAAUUCCUGCGCUUGAGAAUACUUUCCCUUGGACAACUGGGGGUCGUCUACCUUGAUUUAGCAAUUGAUGUUGUGAACCUAGGAAACUUUCUGCAAUAGGAAAUGAGAGAAAGCUGUGCAAGGUCAUUAAAGAUUUCCCUAAAUUCCUGUUCCUCCUACAGAUAUUUUAGUAACUGAGUCAGAACAGAGCUGGGGAACCGUACAAGGCAGGGAUUUUUCCACUCCCAAAUAAAAGCGUAGUGCCAGCUUGCUAUUAGCCAAAGCAACCCUUUAAGCAAGCCAUGAGCCAUACAUGAUUGAUGUCACUCAUGGAUGAGUACAGAAGACCUUGGGUGAGAUUGUAGGCUCUUAGACAUUUCGGAUUUUCAAGGCAUUCAAAGAAAUGGGGCUUAAGUAUUUUUUUUUAAAGAACAACAAAAAACAAAAAACCCUUAAAUACCAAAGCCUUUUGACAGGGGGACUCUAUUCUGGCUUUGUAGGUUAUGGUUUUUAGUUUCAUCUUUCAAUAAAACAGGUAUUGCGACUUCAUAGCAAAUUCAGGAAUUCUGCUUACCAGAACUUGGGUGGUAAACAUUUAGAGGCUGCCAUCUUUUUCUCCAUGAGGCCUGGUGGGGUUUGCCUCUGCAAACCUUCCUCUUCCUAUCUUCCUACUCUCCUCCAAAGGUAGAGCUUUUUGUAGCUGGUUCCAGUUCUCACUGAAGCCCCACAGUGAAGUUCUUUUAUUCAAGCAUGGCUGUAAUACACACUGGAUGGUAUUGGCACUUGGAUUAAUAAAGCACUGCAGACUAGUUGAGAAGACUUCUUGGGUAAAGCUUUCUAUAAUGAUGCAUUCAAUGCUAACAAGUGUAAAUCUUCCAUCCUGUGACUAGCCAUAUUCUGCUAUUAGGGCUUUUAAAAAGCACAGUCAGGUAUCUCUGUUCUAAAUAAUUUGAUUGUUUUAUUUUAUGUAGGGGUGGGGAUGAUGAGAAAUUAGUUUUGAGAGCUGUGGUUGGUUUUUUUUAUGAUUCUGGAAUAAAAUUAUUUUUCAAUAAAUAGUUUUUGUAAUCUUUA